Scaptodrosophila lebanonensis is the source of this 1244-nucleotide messenger RNA. RefSeq names its product UPF0160 protein C27H6.8. The record is from RefSeq and is a predicted model, not a curated record. Gene Ontology annotation, cellular component: cytoplasm; nucleus. The transcript is spliced from 3 exons. NCBI's taxonomy places the organism in Eukaryota, Metazoa, Arthropoda, Insecta, Diptera, Drosophilidae. The coding region runs from base 1 to 1122 and encodes 373 amino acids.
AUGAGGUUGUUGAUCAGAAUUUUGCCGCGUUUUGGUGCUAUUCUAACUACUGAGCCCAUAAAGUUAUCGUCGCAUCGUUUCAAAAUGACCGAAGUAACGCCACCAAAACGUGCUCUUUCAACGCCCGUUAUUGGAACCCAUAAUGGGACUUUCCACUGUGAUGAAGUGGUUGCUUGUUUCAUGUUAAAGCAGCUACCGGAGUAUGAGAACGCAGAGAUUUUACGAAGUCGUGAUGAUAAGCUUUUGCGAGAAAAGUGCGAUAUUAUUGUCGAUGUUGGCAGUGAAUUUGAUCCCGAAAAGAAACUCUUCGAUCAUCACCAGAAGUCUUUUCAGGACACCUUGAGUAGCAUACGUCCAGAAUUGGGCAAGGAGUUUGACAUAAGGCUGAGUAGCGCCGGAUUAGUUUAUGCCCAUUAUGGCGAGGAAGUCAUUCAAAGUAUAUUGAAAAAGCAACGCGGUAUAGAGCUGUCAGCAGAGAAUCUGAAACUGGCGUUCGUGCAGAUCUAUCGCAACUUCAUAAGCGAACUGGAUGCCAUUGACAAUGGCGUGCCGUUGUUUGAUGGUGCCGAGCCACGCUACAAAAUCUCAACGCAUUUAUCAGCGCGCGUAGGCCGCCUGAACCCAUCGUGGCAUGAGACGAAUGUAGAUAUAGACAAACGUUUUUACCAAGCAAUGGAAAUGGCGGGUAACGAGUUUGUCGGAAAUGUAUUGGAAGUGGCUUGCUCGUGGAUUCAAGCGCGCGAUCAUGUGCGUUCAGCACUUCUGGAAGCAAAGUCUGUUCAUCCCACCGGGGAAAUUCUUAUCCUACAAACGUUCGUUCCUUGGAAGGCCCACCUGGCUGAUUUAGAGAAGGAAUAUAAUGUUGAGGGUGUGCCAAAGUUGGUUCUAUUCAACGACGGCACAAGCUGGAGGGUGGCAGGCGUCCCUUUAUCAGCUGGCAGUUUUCUUGGCCGCAAGUUCCUGCCCACCGUGUGGCGAGGAUUACGCGAUGACGAACUGAGUACCCUAGCAGAAAUAGAGGGCCUAAUAUUUGUGCACCAUUCCGGAUUCAUUGGUGGGGCGAAAACCAAGGAGGCUGCGCUAGCCAUGGCCAAAAAGAGCAUCGAGUGGCCAGAGGAAUAACUUAUGAGAACUUCAAAUAAAAAUAGAAGACAUCAUACCUUACAAAUUUUGUGUAUUUCAUAUGUCGUGUAACUGAUACAUAUAUUAAGUUAUCAAAUUAAUAGAUGAACCCUGCCAUUGAA